GAAAAACAAGAAAAAGACGACAGGAAAGACGUAAACAAGGAUUGCCAAACAGCCAGGUUCCAGAGAUAGCAUCGGUUACUGAUUCUAUUGCUCAGAAAUGUGUCCUUGGACCUGAUCAAAAGCAUGAAGUCGUGUGCAAUCUAAACAAUCCACACCUGAAAGUGAGAGGCAAAAAAAUAAAUAAAUCAAAACUACAAUCUCUGGCACAACAAGCACGUCGAGCAAGAGAGAAACAAGAAAAGGAAAAUCGGGAAAUGGAAAUUCAAGAAUUGCAGAAUAUGCAACCUAAACAAAAAGUAUUAAAUUGCAAUCAAUUCGCCAUUCAGAGAGCUAAGGAAAGGAUGCGAAGGUCCCAACGGGAACGUCGCGCCAAAUCGGAAAAUAAAGCAUCAAUGGCAUUCUGCUUGUCGCAACAAGCACGUCAACGAAUAGAAACAGAAAAAAAAGUUAUCCGACCAUCAAAAGAACCGUCGAUGGCAAAAUGCUUGGCACAAAAAGCAGCACAAAAAGCACGUAAACAAAGAGAAAAACAAGAAAAAAACGGGAAGGAUCCAUAAUAAAAGAAGGUGGGCAAUCUGUUAUCAAAAUUCAUGGAAAUCAGUAGCAUUGAUAUGGAGGUAUGAAUACAAAUCUAAAAGUAUAUUAUAGUAUAUUAUAAAUAGCUUACACAUUAAAUUCAUACACAGGAACAUAUAAGAAUACAUUCAAUGUUUGGAUUCGUAUGUAUUGCAGAUAUCCCUCAAAUUUAACACCAUCAGAGUACACAUAAAGAUACAUUGCAGGUAGCCGAAAUAUGGAAUACAUUGGCAAUGUCGUUCAUUUUCUAAAUUAAGGUUUGUCUAGUGAUACCUAUAGGUUACAAGACCAACA
This is a messenger RNA of Papaver somniferum (opium poppy), 870 nucleotides long. RefSeq lists its product as uncharacterized. Lineage: Eukaryota; Viridiplantae; Streptophyta; Magnoliopsida; Ranunculales; Papaveraceae. The coding region runs from base 255 to 557 and encodes 100 amino acids. The transcript is spliced from 5 exons. The record is from RefSeq and is a predicted model, not a curated record.